AUGCAACAACUACGGUACCCCGGACGGCCGGACGAGGAGGCCAUCCCUUCCCUGCGCGGCUUGGGUUCGAUCUUCGUCGGAGGAAGAUGGUACGUGGCGAUCAGGGUUCCCAAGAGCAUGCGCGCCAAGCGCGAGCUCCUCAAGCACGCGCCCAAGAUUGUUGAGAAAGGCAAGAAGAUGCUUAUCCUCUACGGUACAAAGACUAGUGCGGUUCUGAACUCUGUGCUGGCAGAUCUUUUCCACCCGAAGCGUGACCAUGCAGUGAAAUACACCAAGAAGAAAGACAGCAUCAUGCGAUUUGAGAGAGGGGGUGAAACUUCUCCCGAGUUCUUCUCCCUUGAGUCUGAGUGCAGUCUUUUAAUUAGUGGUAAGUUCCAUUAUUAUGGUUCUCAUUCAAAGAUGAGGCCCACCAAUCUUGUUUUGGGAAGGAUUUAUGAUCACCACAUAUACGACCUUACUGAGAACUACAAAUCCAUAGAAUCCUAUGUAUAUGUUAAGAAGUUGGCUCCUAAGCUUGGAACAAAGCCUUUCUUUGCCUUCAUCGGAGAGCAAUUUGAGAGUGUUGAAGAGCUGAAGAAUUCGAAAGAAAUGCUGGUUGAUCAUUUCAAUGGAGAGGUGGUAGAUAAUCUGAACCUUGUUGGCGUUGAUCGGAUAUUUGUCUGCAGAACUUCUUUUUUUUGA
Molecule: messenger RNA, 681 nt
Organism: Lolium rigidum
Lineage: Eukaryota; Viridiplantae; Streptophyta; Magnoliopsida; Poales; Poaceae
Product: ribosome production factor 2 homolog
Exons: 5
Coding region: 1-681 (226 amino acids)
Biological process (GO): maturation of LSU-rRNA from tricistronic rRNA transcript (SSU-rRNA, 5.8S rRNA, LSU-rRNA); ribosomal large subunit assembly
Cellular component (GO): nucleolus
Molecular function (GO): rRNA binding
Source: RefSeq, a predicted model, not a curated record